AUGGAGAUGAAAAAUCUUCUGAAUGAGAUCCAACACUGGACAAGGUGUGCAAUUAGCUUCAUCAUCACUGGAAUUAUUGCCCUGGUAGCCACUAUUGCCACCACAGCCACUGCCAUUCUUCACUUACUCAGAGUAUCCAGAUUGCUCAGACUGUUUGGGAGGAGGUUACUUCUGACAUGGUGUCUUCUCCAGCUGGCCAUUGCUGACACCUGUGCUGCCUUUGUUCCCACUUUCCUGGUUUACUGCUCACUACGUCUCCUGGCUGGCAUGUCCACCACGACCAUCCUGACAAAUACUAUUCUUCUCAUUGUAGAAUGGACAAGUCCCAAAUAUCAAGCUAUGGGAACAACAAUGGCAGUCUGUGCUGCUAGUUUUGGGMAKAUCMUAYUGGGRAGCCUGGCUUUUGCKAUUCGAAACUGGCAUACUCUCCAGCUGGUUGUGUCUAUACCGGCAUUCUUCUUAUUUAUUUCCUCAAGGUGGAUGUCAGAGUCAGCUCGGUGGCUGAUUACCAACAACAAACCCGAGGCGGGCUUACAGGAACUUAAAAAAGCUGCACGGGUGAAUGGAACGAAGACUUGUGCAGAUGCCUUAACCAUGGAGGCUGUGAGAUCCACCAUAAAGGAGGAAUUCAAGGCAGCACAGACAAAACCUUCUCUGUGCGACUUGUUCCACAYACCCAACCUGUGUAAACGGAUCUGUCUCCUGUCCUUGGUGAGAUUUUUAAUAUGGCUACCCACUUUUGGCUUGAUUAUCCACCUCCAGUACCUGGCAAGCAAUGUUUUCCUGAUCCAAAUUCUCCUUGGUGUAGUCACACUCCCAGUAAAUUAUCUUUCACUUUGGGCCCUGAAUCACAAGGGCCGUCGAAUAAGCAUAUGUUUUUUCAUGACCACKAUGGGAAUCACCUUUCUGGUCAACACAUUUGUGCCUGAAGAAAUGCAGACCGUGCAUAUGAUUCUGACAACUAUGGGAGGAGGAAUUUCUUUUGCCUCUGUUACCUGUUCUCUUACCCAUACAAAUGAACUGCUCCCCACCGUCAUCAGGGCAACAGCUAUAGGAAUCAUUGGAGUUUGUGGUAGUCUGGGGUCAGCCCUGGCACCCCUGUUGAUGAUCCUGGAGACAUAUGCUGAACCCUUGCCCUGGAUCAUCUAUGGAGCCUCCUGCAUCUUGGCUGGCCUUGUUGUCUUCCUCCUUCCAGAAACCAGGAAUCAGCCUCUGCCUGACUCCCUCCAAGAUAUAGAAAAUGGGGGGAAAGACUCAAGAAAAACAGAGCAGGAAGAUACCUCCAUCAAAGUGACACACCUCUAA
Urocitellus parryii (Arctic ground squirrel) is the source of this 1305-nucleotide messenger RNA. Lineage: Eukaryota; Metazoa; Chordata; Mammalia; Rodentia; Sciuridae. The record is from RefSeq and is a predicted model, not a curated record.